Messenger RNA from Gopherus flavomarginatus (Mexican gopher tortoise), 1428 nucleotides. RefSeq names its product dihydroorotate dehydrogenase (quinone) (gene DHODH). The record is from RefSeq and is a predicted model, not a curated record. Gene Ontology annotation, biological process: pyrimidine ribonucleotide biosynthetic process; 'de novo' pyrimidine nucleobase biosynthetic process. Gene Ontology annotation, cellular component: cytoplasm; mitochondrial inner membrane. Gene Ontology annotation, molecular function: dihydroorotate dehydrogenase activity. The coding region runs from base 87 to 1328 and encodes 413 amino acids. Lineage: Eukaryota; Metazoa; Chordata; Testudines; Testudinidae. The transcript is spliced from 9 exons.
GCCCCGCCCUCGGUCUUGGCCGCGAUUGGCUGGGCGCUCAGCCUAUCAGAGGGCUCCGGAAGUGACGGAGGUGUUGUGCCCUCUGUAUGCAGGCGCGCGGGAUGGCGGCUCCGCCUCUGCUGGUAGCGGGGCGGUUGGGGGCAGUGGGGGAGGGGCUCAGGCAGCGUCUCCGGGAGGCCGUGGCAGUGCUGGGUGGGGGCAGCCUUCUCUGCGCCUCGUACCUGGUAGCCGCAGGUGAGGAGCGGUUCUAUGCCGAGCGUCUGAUGCCGGGGCUGCAGUGGCUGCUGGGGCCCGAGACCGCCCACGUGCUCGCCAUCCGCCUGCUCAGCCUGGGGGUCCUGCCCCGCGUGGCCCAGCGCGACUCGCCCAUGCUGGAGGUGUGCGUCCUGGGACGGAGGUUCCGGAACCCGGUAGGCCUGGCAGCCGGCUUUGACAAGCACGGGGAAGCUGUGGAUGGGCUCUCCAAGCUGGGAUUUGGCUUUGUGGAAGUGGGGAGUGUCACCCCACAGCCUCAGGAAGGGAACCCCAAACCUCGGGUCUUUCGGCUGCCAGAGGACCAGGCUGUCAUUAACAGAUACGGCUUUAACAGCCAUGGACAUGCCGCCGUGGAGCAUAGGCUUCGGGCCCGGCAGGAAGUGCAGCUCCAGCUCACCAAAGCUGGGAUGCCCCUCGGAAUAAACCUGGGUAAGAACAAGGGCUCGGCCGAUGCUGCGGCAGAUUACGUGGAUGGAGUCCGGAUGCUGGGCCCGCUGGCCGACUACCUGGUGGUGAACGUGUCCAGUCCAAACACGCCGGGGCUGCGGGACCUGCAGGGCAAAGCCGAGCUGCGCCGCCUGCUGGCCAAGGUGCUGGAGGAGAGGGAUGCCCUGAGGUGUGAGUGCAAGCCAGCCGUGCUGGUGAAGAUUGCCCCUGACCUGACUGCCCAGGACAAGCAGGACAUAGCCAGUGUGGUGACAGAGCUAGGUGUGGAUGGGCUGGUCGUCACCAACACCACCACCAGCCGUCCCAGCAGCCUGCGGGGCACCCUGCGCACAGAGCCUGGCGGCCUCAGCGGGCGGCCCCUGCGAGCACUCUCCACUCAGACGGUCAGCGAGAUGUACGCCCUCACCCAAGGGAAGGUGCCCAUCAUCGGCGUGGGCGGGGUGAGCAGCGGGCAGGAUGCACUGGAGAAGAUCAGGGCUGGGGCCUCCCUGGUGCAGAUGUACACGGCGCUCACCUACCAGGGGCCCCCUGUGGUGGGGGUGGUGAAACGGGAACUAGAGGUGCUGCUGAGGGAGCAGGGGUUUCAGAGCGUCACAGAAGCUGUUGGAGCAGAUCAUCGGUGCUGACGGGCGUGUGGUGCUGUGGAUGGGGUUCUCUGUGCUGCCUUUGGAUGCCCCAGCCUGAAGAAGCUGCAGUGCCCUGGGAGCAGUGAUUGGCACCUCUUGG